UCGGCUGCGCCUCCUGGUGAACUGCAGUCCCCGGCAACGCGCAGGUUUCAGCGCCUCUUAACGGAUUCAGCGGUAGCGGCGAUUAUUCCUGGAUUACAGAGAAACCAGUUACCGCGGGGCUGGAGCUGUGUCCUUGUUGUAAAAGUUUGGUGCAAGUUUACCGCUGAAUGAGUCGACAGCUGAAGCUUGGCAGACUUUCCAGCCUGUGGUUAUGGAAUAGAGGAGCGCAGAGGGGCCAGGCGUUAGGCCUGCGGAUAUCUAACGUUAGCUAGCUGAGCUAGCUGAUGUGAAGCGGUCUGUCCUUGUUUGGGUCGCCGUGCUAACUAGCUAGGUGCUAUUUUUGUUAGCAUAAUAGAUAGCCAGCCAGGGCUGCUAGCUUGUUUUGAUGCGGAUAUAUUGAGGGAACCUGGCGGGGUCCACCACAAUUACACGUUUCCUGAACUUUCUAGAAGUUUUAAUUUAAUCUUCUAAGCUGACGUUGUAUAUUAAGGAAGCUAGGUGAGCUAAGUCUUUGUCCUACAGAGUUGAGAUUUUAAUUUGCUUGGUGUUAAAUUAAUCAGAUUUUUUUUUUUACAAGGGAUUGCAUGUUGAUGGUCAAAUAUCAGUUAGGCGCAGUCCAGACCACACAGUCUCUCUUCCCCUCUACGGGACUUGAGUUAACAUCUUUUUCGGUCCUUCACAACCCGUCCCACCGACCACAGUCUCCUAUCUUCGGCCGGCAUCAGUGGCUGGCCACUCGGCACUGAGUGCCCAAUGGAGGAACAUGACAACAUGGACUAUUUUUACCAGCAGGUACUGCAGAAAGAUGUGACCCGCAGAUUGCAGGUCGGUCAGGACCUCAUUGACUACCUGAACGACCCUCAGCGCUCCCCAGACGUGGAGCAGGACAAACCCCGACUGGAUAAGACCAUAGACGAGCUAACGGGAUGGGUGAACUCCAGCAAUUUCAAGGUGGCACUGAUGGGGAUAGACAUCUGCAGUGCGUUUGUGGACCGCAUGGGAGAGAGGUUCAAAGGAUACCUGGGCACAAUUUUGCCAGCUUUGGUGGACAGGCUGGGCGAUGGGAAGGACCAGGUUAGGGAGAACAGCCAAGCUCUUAUCCUUCGCUGCAUGGAGCAGACCACCUCGCCCAUGUAUGUUUGGGAAAGGCUGCUUCCUGGUUUUAAACAUAAGAACUUCCGCAGUCGAGAAGGAGUCUGCCUCUGUCUCAGUGCCACGCUCAACACAUAUGGAGCUCAGCCACUGAGCCUCAGUAAAAUAGUUCCUCAUCUCUGCUCUCUGACUGGGGAUCAGAACCCACAGGUACGUGAGGCCUCCAUAACAACACUGGUGGAUGUUUAUCGUCACGUUGGGGAGAGGGUCAGAGCAGACGUGGGAAAGAGAGGACUGCCUGCUGCACGGUUACAGACAAUAUUCACUCGUUUUGAUGAAGCCUUGAAUUCAGGCAACAUGGCUCUCAGCCCAAGUCACGAUCGUAGUUUUGAGGAUGACGACAGUGUGGAUGGGAAUCGCUCUUCUUCAGCCCAGGCUGCCUUCAAAGUCCCAAAAGUACCCAAGAAGCCUGCAGAGUCCUCUGCUGCACGCAGGCCCAGUGCUACUGGUGGCAAGCUAGUAUCUAAGGAAAGUGCCGGGGCAGUUGAUGAAGACGAUUUCAUUAAAGCCUUCACAGACGUCCCUACUGUCCAGAUCUACUCAACAAGAGAUCUAGAGGACAACCUGAACAAGAUCCGUGAGGUCUGCUCCGACGACAAACACGACUGGGACCAGAGAGCCAACGCUUUGAAAAAGAUCCGCUCACUGCUGGUGGCAGGCGCAGCCAACUACGACUGUUUUUACCAGCACCUACGGCUUCUAGAUGGAGCUUUCAAACUGUCAGCUAAAGACCUACGCUCGCAAGUGGUUCGAGAGGCCUGCAUCACUGUGGCUCACCUCUCGUUAGUGUUGGGGAAUAAAUUUGACCAUGGGGCGGAAGCCAUUGUUCCGGUCCUGUUCAACCUCAUCCCCAAUUGUGCCAAAGUCAUGGCCACCUCCGGUGUGUCGGCUAUCCGCAUCAUCAUACGGCACACCCACGUCCCUAGGCUCAUCCCUCUGAUAACUAGUAACUGCACAUCCAAGUCUGUGGCUGUUAGAAGGCGCUGUUAUGAUUUCUUGGACCUUCUGCUACAGGAAUGGCAAACCCACUCUCUAGAGAGGCACACAGCAGUUCUGGUUGAGAGCAUCAAGAAGGGAAUUCGAGAUGCAGACUCAGAAGCCAGAGUGGAGGCCCGCAAGGCCUACUGGGGUUUGAGGAACCACUUUCCAGCGGAGGCCGACGCUCUCUACAAUUCAUUGGAGUCAUCGUACCAGAGGACCCUUCAGUCCUGCCUGAAGAGCUCUGGCAGCGUGGCCUCACUCCCCCAGAGUGACCGUUCCUCAUCUUCCUCUCAGGAGAGCCUCAAUCGGCCUCUGUCUUCUAAAUGGUCAGCAGCUCCAGGGCGAGUCCCUGCGGGUUCAAAGGGUGGGGUGUCGUCAGCCUCCCUGCAGCGUUCCCGUAGCGACGUGGAUGUAAACGCAGCAGCAGUCGCUAAGCACCGGCACGUCGGACAGGCCAGGGGAGCAACCCGACUGCCCCCUGGCUCCUACUCCUCACUGGGGACCAGGUCAGACAAUGGCCGUGUUCGUACCAAGCAGCCGCUGUCCACUGCCAGCAGCAUGUCCAGCCAGGUGGACUCACGAGGACGCAGCCGCACCAAGAUGGUCUCCCAGUCACAACGUUCCGACGAAUCCGAUUGCACACCAGCUGGCAGUCGGAGCGGCUCCCCUGGUCGUGUGCUGACGAGUACGGCCUUGAGCACCAUGAGUUCAGGGGCCCACAGGGUGCUGGCGAGUGCCAGCGGGGACGGACACAGACGCAGCCGCAUCCCCCGCAGCCAGGGCUGCUCCAGAGACUCUUCCCCCACCCGCCUGUCUGUUGCUCCUUCCAGCAUUAGUUCCAUCUACAACGGAGCGAGUAGAGGAGCUCGGGGCAGUCGUAUCCCUCGGCCCAGUAUGAGUCAGGGCUGCAGCAGAGAGGCCAGCAGGGAGAGCAGCCGGGACACCAGCCCCGUACGCUCCUUCACACCACUUGCAACGCGGAGCUACUCUCGCUCCACCGGAGCUCUCCACACACCUGACGCUUUUGGGGCUGCAGGAUCAGGUUUUGGCAUUAGUCAGUCCAGUCGUCUCUCUUCUUCAGUCAGUGCCAUGAGGGUCCUGAACACAGGCUCAGAUGUAGAAGAGGCUCUCGCAGAUGCACUGCUGUUGGGAGACAUGCGGUCUAAGAAGAAGCCGGCACGGCGGCGGUACGAGAACUACGGUAUGUACUCUGAUGAUGACGCUAACAGUGACGCAUCCAGCGCCUGUUCAGAGAGGUCCUAUAGUUCCCGAAACGGAGGAGCCAUCCCGACUUACAUGAGGCAGACAGAAGACGUGGCUGAGGUGCUGAAUCGCUGUGCCAGCGCCAACUGGUCUGAGAGGAAGGAGGGGCUGUUAGGCCUACAAGCACUACUUAAGAACCAACGCACCCUCAGUCGAGUAGAGUUAAAGAGACUGUGUGAAAUCUUCACCAGGAUGUUUGCAGACCCUCACAGUAAGCGAGACUCCGGCAGGGUGUACGGCACGGCAGAAUCCGGUAUAAGCUCGGCCUCCUUCAAGAGAGUGUUCAGUAUGUUCCUGGAGACACUGGUAGACUUCAUCCAGGUCCAUAAGGACGACCUGCAGGACUGGUUGUUUGUCCUGCUCACACAGCUGCUGAAGAAGAUGGGAGCUGACCUGCUGGGCUCCGUACAGGCCAAAGUUCAGAAAGCCCUGGAUGUCACACGAGAGUCUUUCCCCAAUGACCUCCAGUUCACUAUUCUCAUGAGGUUUACCGUCGACCAGACACAGACGCCCAACCUCAAGGUGAAGGUGGCCAUUCUGAAAUACAUCGAGACGCUGACGUUACAGAUGGAGGCUCCAGAUUUUGUGAACUCCAGUGAGACUCGGCUCGCCGUCUCCCGCAUUAUCACCUGGACGACUGAGCCCAAGAGCUCUGAUGUCAGAAAGGCAGCCCAGUCGGUGCUAAUCGCCCUGUUCCAGCUCAACACUCCAGAGUUCACCAUGCUGCUGGCAGCUCUGCCCAAAACCUUCCAGGACGGAGCCACCAAGCUGCUUCAGAACCAUCUGAAGAACACUGGCAACGCUGCACAGGCAACAAUGGGCAGCCCUCUGACGCGCCACACUCCCAGGUCUCCAGCCAGCUGGUCCAGCCCGGUCACUUCCCCCACCAACACCUCCCAGAACACCCCCUCACCAAGUGCUUUUGACUACGACACAGAAAACAUGAACUCGGAGGACAUCUACAGCUCGCUGAAAGGUGUCACUGAGGCUAUCCAGAACUUCAGCGUCCGAAGCCAAGAGGACAUGAAUGAACCAGUCCACCGGCGGGAAGGAGAAGAGGGUGGCAGCGGGACAGAUGGCAGAAUGUCAGACUUGAUGGACGGCGGCCGCAUGGCUCUGGACAACAAGACAUCCCUCCUCAAUACCCCCCUGCUCUCCUCCAGCCCCAGAGGGGCCCGCGAACACUUCUCCGACUCUCCCUUUAAACAUAGCCGCAAAGACAGCAGCCUGGAUGACCCUGAGCGUUCCACUGACGACAGCAGCCUGGACCAGUCAGAGCUGGUGGCCGAGCUGCUGAAGGAGUUAUCCAAUCAUAACGAGCGCAUUGAGGAGAGGAAGGCGGCGCUGUGUGAGCUGCUGAAGCUGAUUCGCGAAAACACCCUGCAGGUGUGGGAUGAACAUUUCAAGACCAUCCUGCUGCUUCUGCUCGAGACGAUGGGCGACAGAGAGCAUGUGAUCCGAACACUGGCUCUGCGGGUGCUGAGAGAGAUUCUCAGCAAGCAGCCCUGGAGGUUCAAGAACUACGCAGAGCUCACCAUCAUGAAGGCCCUGGAGGCUCACAAAGACCCUCACAAGGAGGUGGUACGAGCAGCGGAGGAGACAGCCGCCAUGUUGGCGUUGUCCAUUAGUCCAGACCAGUGUAUCAAGGUGUUGUGUCCCAUCAUCCAGUCAGCUGACUACCCCAUCAACCUGGCUGCCAUCAAGAUGCAGACCAAAGUGGUGGAGAGGAUUCCCAGAGAGAGCCUGAUCAGCCUGCUGCCUGAGAUAGUGCCAGGACUCAUACAGGGUUAUGACAACUCUGAGAGCAGUGUGAGGAAAGCCUGCGUGUUCUGCUUAGUGGCCAUUCAUGCAGUGAUCGGAGAGGACCUCAAACCGCACCUCAGCCAACUCUCCAGCAGCAAGCUGAAGCUGUUGAAUCUGUACAUCAAGCGUGCCCAGUCCGGCUCCAGCGGCAGUGAACCCCCAUCCGAGGGCCUAUAGGAGACACAGCGCCCUCCCACAGGGCAACCACAGAACUGCAACUCUGCCCACCAAACAUAAAACAUCUGUUCAUGUGCUCACACCUCCCGAGAACAAAACACACAACCUAACACUCUUCCCCAGGAGCAAACCGCUUACAUCUACACAUACGCUUGCACACCGGACAGCAGAGUGGCGCGCACACACACACAGAUACACACAGUUCUCAUACAUUUACUGCCACACUGCAAGAUGGGAGCUGUGGUGCAGAGGAGAAGAGUGUUGUAGUUCUCCUGACCACCGCUGGAGAUCCACCCUGAUCCCAGACUGAACUGAACCCUUCAAUUUGCAUUAAACAUAAACAGUCACACACUCUACCCAGGUCUGUCACUAAUCAAGGAUGAAGAUAUUAAAUAUCCGUCCUGUCCACUGUCCUCUGUAUCUUGAACACAACAGUAUCCCCUCUGAAUAACAUCUUAAUGUCAACAGGAAGUGGUGCAUCUGCAUGGCUCUCGUUUUUCUUGGGGAGGGGGGGUUGGGAAGCGGGGGGGUUAAUAUUCAUCAAACAGCACUGAGACGAAGAAGCGAUGCCGUCUUUGUUUCCUUCUGGAACAGUGAGUAACUGGGGCCAGGUAGACAGGAAUGUAAAUUUGCGUUGUGUCAUAGUUUGGAUUUAUUUUACGCAACAAGGUUUUACCACAGCAGUUUUUAAUGUCUGGAGUUUUCUCUCGCGCGCGCUCACACAUAAACACACGUUCUCUCUCUCAAAAGGUGCUGAUGAGCCGAAAAGGUACGACCGACCAACCCUGCACAGUACUAACGCGAGUCACAGUGGGUCAUGCCUGCUCAUAGCAAACACAGUACAUAGGCAGAGUCCAAAGUAUAGGAGGCGUUAUGUGCUUGGCUAUGCAUGAGACUAAAUUUAAAAGAGAAUAACUUUUUAUCUGGGUCCUAUUGACAGUCAGAAUAGCGUGACUGGGGUUUUAAAUUAAUGUGAAAACGUCCACCCCUUUCAGAUUAAUUCAUGGUGUCCUCCAUUUCUCCCAGCUCAUCUUGGAACAGUCCACUUCUGGGCAACACUGGGGGGAAGAUGGGUGCGUGCUGCUUACUACAUGAAGUAUGACAGGACAUGGCUUAUUAUCACAUAGUGGAUAUGUAUCUAUAUAUGAUAUUAAAAUGGAAUACCCAGUAACAGUGUCAUUUAGGAGAGUCGCCCAGGGGGAGGGUGCACACGCGCACCUGUGCCCAUCCUUGUUUUUAUUUUUUCCUCUCUUUCUCUCUUACUCUCUCUCUGUUGCGCGUGCUGUAGUCUCUCUCUCACACUUAUUUUUCUCUGCUGAGAAAUUUGUAGAAAUGUAUUAUUUACAGCUCUGAAA
Toxotes jaculatrix (banded archerfish) is the source of this 6731-nucleotide messenger RNA. It is a transcript of the gene clasp2, whose product is annotated as cytoplasmic linker associated protein 2. Lineage: Eukaryota; Metazoa; Chordata; Actinopteri; Toxotidae. The transcript is spliced from 44 exons. Bases 754 to 5376 code for a protein of 1540 amino acids. Gene Ontology annotation, cellular component: spindle microtubule; mitotic spindle; cytoplasmic microtubule. Gene Ontology annotation, biological process: mitotic spindle assembly. The record is from RefSeq and is a predicted model, not a curated record. Gene Ontology annotation, molecular function: microtubule binding.